This is a messenger RNA of Gadus macrocephalus (Pacific cod), 974 nucleotides long. Its product is annotated as microsomal glutathione S-transferase 1-like. The transcript is spliced from 4 exons. Gene Ontology annotation, cellular component: mitochondrion; membrane. The record is from RefSeq and is a predicted model, not a curated record. Bases 181 to 645 code for a protein of 154 amino acids. NCBI's taxonomy places the organism in Eukaryota, Metazoa, Chordata, Actinopteri, Gadiformes, Gadidae. Gene Ontology annotation, molecular function: glutathione transferase activity.
AUUCAAUAAAUAAAAGCUUUGUUGAGAUCUCUCUUUGCCAGGGAACGCCCACCAGCGAGUUGAACCCUGGACGGACACGCCCCCUUUUAUGUCCAGUGUUUAUUUUUUUUGCUAGGUGCAGUGACAACGCAAAACGUAUCGGAUUCGGAGAUAAGAGCGACGUCCCGAGAGGCAAGCACCAUGCCCGAGAUGACCCAAGUCGUGGAUAGCGAGGUGAUCUCAGCCUACGCCACCUACGUGGUGAUCGUCGUCCUGAAGAUGAUGCUCAUGGCGCCGCUGACGUCAUACUACCGGAUGAAGAAGAAGGUGUUUGCAAACUUGGAAGACACCAAGUUAGCCCAUCCGGUGGAGGAACCAAAGUUUGUGCGCGUGGAUCCUGACGUUGAGCGCGUACGGAGGUGCCACCAGAACGACCUGGAGAACGUGGUUCCCUUCGUGCUCGUCGGGCUCCUCUACUCGCUGACGGGCCCCGACGCGGCCACGGCCAUCACCUACUUCAGGGUGUUCGCCGCCUCCCGCCUCUGCCACACCGUGGCCUACGUCCUGCCCCUGCCCCAGCCCAGCCGAGCGCUGUCAUGGCUGACCGGGCUGGUGGUCACCUGCUGCAUGGCCUACCGCGUGCUCCUGCAUAACUUCCGCUUGUAGGAAUAAAAACAUGGAGGCUGGAGUGUGCACUCGCGGGGCUGAUGUUUCGUCUGGAAAAAGGGGUUAUGAUUGUUUUAAAUUGUUUCCUGGUGUGAACACUGAAUCACCGCAGCAGAUCGUAAGAAAGAAUAAGUGGUCGUCCGUGUCUUUAAUUUUGUGUCGUGAUUAGGACGUUCUCAUUCCAAGUGUGACCCCGCCUCCUUUACGAGCGCAUUAAACAAACCCAUUUAAAAAUCAUUUCAACUUUAACAGUGCACUUGCCCAAGUCCUGUCUGAAUCGUUUAGAAUGAUUUAUUUUCAUGUAUUAAAUGUGGUCCCUGUUUUGUCGA